AAGUGAAAUAUUUAAUCUACUUAUGGCCACAUUGACAAAAAAAAAUUAUAUAUUCAUUAAUAGCAAUGGUACUUCUUGGUAUAUUUUGUAAUGCAGCUUGCGGCCACACUGCACGUAGACGCAUAAAUAAACAACAUAAAUGGCGCGUAGCAAAAUUUGGAAAUAUUACGAUAAAUUGGAUCUUCAGACAGCACAAUGCCUCCUAUGCGAAAAGAUUAUCAAAACCAGUGGAAACACCUCCAACCUGAUGAAGCACAUGAAAACCCAUCCUACCAUAGAUGUUAAUGAUCACCAGUCGAUUGUAGUGCGGGGGAAUGUUGAAAAGGGACUCAAUGCCCCUUAAAACACGGGGCAAAAAGAUAUUAAAAUAUGCAUCCAUUAAGGUUAAGUCCGAGCCAAAGCGUGAACAUAAUUCUGACC
This is a messenger RNA of Drosophila sulfurigaster albostrigata, 420 nucleotides long. RefSeq lists its product as uncharacterized. The record is from RefSeq and is a predicted model, not a curated record. The coding region runs from base 140 to 343 and encodes 67 amino acids. Gene Ontology annotation, molecular function: DNA binding. The transcript is spliced from 2 exons. Lineage: Eukaryota; Metazoa; Arthropoda; Insecta; Diptera; Drosophilidae.